Molecule: messenger RNA, 3424 nt
Organism: Lagopus leucura (white-tailed ptarmigan)
Lineage: Eukaryota; Metazoa; Chordata; Aves; Galliformes; Phasianidae
Gene: LRIF1
Product: ligand dependent nuclear receptor interacting factor 1
Exons: 4
Coding region: 1-2325 (774 amino acids)
Biological process (GO): regulation of DNA-templated transcription
Molecular function (GO): nuclear retinoic acid receptor binding
Source: RefSeq, a predicted model, not a curated record
AUGUCCCGCCGCCCGCCGGGGGCCUCGCGGAGCCGAGAGGAGCGGUCGGGCAGCGCACAGCAGUUCAUUGCAGGCUGUAUGUACCGAGUAGUUCAGACGACGGGACCAGAUGGAAAAAACCUUCUGAAAUUACUCCCAAUUUCUAAACCUUCUGGAAACUUUGUGCCAGUAGUUCAGUCUUCAGCCAUGUCAAAUAAUCCUAACGGGAAUGUUUCUAGUCCAGUCCAUCUUGCUUUUAAGACACAGCUUGCCAGUACUGCUGCAUCUUCAUCUGUUAAGAUACCUGUUUUUCAGUCUCCUAAUUCUGGAAAGAUUAUCCUUGCAAGGACGUUAGACAAACAGGGAGGUGUUAGAGCAGGUUCUGAUAAAGAAAGCGUAACGACAGAAUCAGCUGCUGACGUUCAGAGUAGUUGUGUUUCGGUUGAUAGACGGUCUUUGCAGAACGCUGCCGUAACGAGUUCAUCUGAGCAGAGUCACACUGCACACAUGUUGGGAAACACCAAAGAUAAUCCCAUUUCUGUGAAGCCUCCAGUUCUGCCCUCUGGCCACCACCUCCAGAUACCAGCGGAUGCAGAAGUGAAAUCUGUCCCAGCUUCUUUUUUACCGGCUUCAAUCCAGCAAAAAAUACUUGCCGCUGCAGCAACAAAUGCGUCUGAUGGAGCUGAUAGUAAAAAAAUGCCAAUGGUGAUUUAUGUGUCACCUGUGAACGCAGUGAAAACAGUACUUCCCAAGCGUUUGCAAGCUGACAACCCCAAACCUGCCCCAGAUGUUUCAAAAACGUUGCUAAUGGCAGCUCCACAAAAGGCACACAGCUCUUCUCCUGAGACAGGAACGUCUGAUGGUCAGCAGUGCCAGCACGCACCAAUGAAAUGGAUUGUGCGAGAAAGUCCGCAGUUGCCAGCGCCCUGCCUUAUUCCUGUAAAGUCAUCAAAUAACGUGGCUUCCAAGAUCUUGAAAACUUUGUCAGAUAUGAAGAAUGUAGAAGUGAACUCUGCAAAUAUUUUGUCACGCUUUUCUACUGGUUCUGGUGUAAGCAAAACAAAAAUCACGUCCAUUAAGGAUAAUGCUCUGGUCAUGUGCAAUGGGAAAGUCUAUUUAUUGACCAGGAGAGGUUCUGAUGUUCUGUCAGCCCAAGCUGACGUGCAGGCAUCUUCCUCUUAUGGUGCUUCACUUAAAAAGGGAACAUCCAAGCUAAUUGAUUCUACUGAAGUCACUAAAAUAAGCAAUAAAGUGGUGAAUCUGGUAUUAUCCAAAAACAAAGGAGUGCCGUUACCUCAGAAAGAUCCUAAAGUGUGUACAAACUCUAAAGCUUCUUCACCUGGAAGUUUAAGAAAUGACUUAAAAUCUGCAUCUGCAGCUCUGGUGAUACCAAGUGUUGAGGAGCAGAGUUCCACUGUAAACCAGGGAAAGAGUUUGCCCUUCAUGGAGAGCAUCUCAAGUGGAAUGACCCCAAUUACGGCGUUAGGGAUGCAGGAAAAUACGUGCCAAGAUGGCAAGGAAAUGAUUCAUUCCCCCAAAGCAGCAAGUGCUGUUUUACCUCAGUCUGAACACGAGUGUGCUUUCAGUGAAGACUGGCAAAAGGUCCAGCGUAAGAAGAUGUAUUCACUAGGAAAAGUUAAUAAAAAAAAAGACCAAGAGAAGCCACAUUGGAAACAGUAUUUGCAAUUAAGGACAAAAUUUGGUCUCUAUAAGGAGGAGAGAGUCUACCUUAAGAGAAUACCAUUAACAACCUCCUGUGAGAAACCAGAUGAGAGGGUGAGCUCCAGUAACAGCUUGGAAAAGAAAAAUGAUUCUUGCACUUCCUCCUCAUUAGAUGUGACAAUAACAGACCGACAUCGGGAAUGUAUUAAAGAGGAAAAGGUUAUUUUGGAUCUAGAAGAGGGUUUAUCUAAGAAAAGAAAAACAAAAUCUUCACUGCCAGACAGUGGAAAGAGAAGGAAAGCAUCAGUGAAGUCAGCCACGAGCUCAAGUUCAGAAUACAGUGGCCGAAGUUCUAUCACACUAAACAGAAGUGUUUCUCCUCCACCUGCCUUAUUGCAGCGAAGCAUCUCCACAGACUUUGUAUCCUCAACAGACGCUGAGCGAGAGCUGUGCUCCCAAAACAGCGAUGUUACAGACUCAGAUAUUCCAGUGUUAGUGUCCUGUGAAGACCAUGCUUCACUUUUUGAAGGCUCUUUCAGAGAUGAUGCUUUCCCUUUGACUCCCCCAGACCUGGAUGAAACGAUCCGGGACGAGAAGAUAAAACGACUCAAGCAGCUCUUGAGAGAGCGGGAAGCAGCACUUGAGGAAAUGCGUAAAAAAAAUGCAGCAAAUCUGAAAUACUGAAGGUGGUGGUGGUCUGAACCGUAUUCAUCUUCAUCUCAGUGACGUGAAGAAGAAAUUUUGCGUUCGAAUGAAGGUGAAUAUUUCUGGAAAACGGAGGACCUUGAGGAAAUUUGUAAUGUGUAUUUAUAAAAAUAAUUUUCCUACUAAAGACUAGAAAUAAAAGACUUGGACCACCAGAUUGUGCUUCUGGGACAUGUAUGCGUAUCAGAAUACAGAAGAGAGUGUUUUUACUAUUUUUAGCAUAUCCUCUGUAUUUUGCAUUAAAGGGGUUUCUCUACUAGUCUUAGAAAAUAAACUUCCCCAAUUUGGAAAUUUGUAGCCCAUCUGUUAGAGACAGAGUGCAGAUAGCACCCUCCCCCCUUGUAAAUGUAUAUUUUUUUGUUUUCUUAAUAUUUUAUACUGCAUGACAGCUUUUGUGAAUUACUAGGAACUGUCACUUGUCAUAAAAGGUCCAUGGUCAGUGUUUAAUAAAUGCUAUUUAAGAGGUUUGGGGAUUAGUCUUCAGGCAGUAAUGAUGCUGAUAUCCAGGGGAACCAGUACUAACAGCUGCUGAAGUGUACCAGCAAAGUUAUUUCGGUACGUGUUUCCUGCAGUUAUUGUUGUAAGCCUUUAUAAGGCCUUUGACAGAUGUGCAAUGUUGAAGUUUGGUUGUAGGAUUAUUUGGUUGUUGGGUAGGGUGGGUUGUUUGUUUUACUUUAAUGAGUUAAACUGAAUCAUUCCUUAUUUAAGCAAAAAAGAUACAUUUCUUUGUCUGUGAGUGGUAUCUUUAAGAAUUCCUGAUGAAUGUCUCUUCCGUUAACUCGUUCCAUCUUUAUUUGAAUGUCUCCUUCAUUUGAUGCUGCCUACGUUUUGCACUGUAGAAGAGAAAGAGCACCGAAGCUGUCUUUGCCAUCAUGAUUUUCAUAGCUCUUCAGAGUGUUUCCCCAGCAUGUAAUGUCAUGUGGUAUGGAGGCCUUCUGCUCCUCUCUGUUGUCCAUGUCACAGGAUGAGCUAGGUUGGAAGAGACUUUCAAGGUGAUCACGUCCAACCAUCAGCUGACCAGGUCCCAUCGCCGACCCAUGUCCCUUUGUGCCACAUUAAAUUUUGUCACAUCACUGAA